This is a messenger RNA of Schizosaccharomyces osmophilus, 333 nucleotides long. It is a transcript of the gene sdc1, whose product is annotated as Lid2 complex Dpy-30 domain subunit Sdc1. The coding region runs from base 1 to 333 and encodes 110 amino acids. Lineage: Eukaryota; Fungi; Ascomycota; Schizosaccharomycetes; Schizosaccharomycetales; Schizosaccharomycetaceae. The record is from RefSeq and is a predicted model, not a curated record. The transcript has a single exon.
AUGUCAGGUGCUGCUCCAUCUAGGGAAUAUUUUAAUGAAAACGUUACUCCUGUUCUUUUGGAGGGAAUGAAAGUGCUUGCUCGAGAUAGGCCUGAAAAUCCUCUCCAAGUGUUGGGCCAUUACUUGUUAGAUGCUAGUCAGAAUCAACUACAAAGAAAACAGCCUGAACCAAUGAUUUCUGAACCCCAGUCUCAGGCGCAAUCGCAAAAUAUGAACCAAAUUUCCCCAACAUCGAUUUCGAAUUCGAAUUCGAAUCCCCAAUAUCCUUCCACAGCAGAUGCUUCUCAAUAUAUUUCACCAACUUCGGUUCCAGACACGUCAUCAGGUCCUUAA